CCGAUCAACAAAAAGCUAGAUGAAAUGAAAAUGGCGAUUUUCUUCGAGUGGUGUGCAGUUGGUCUUGAGUUUCUGUUACGAGUAUUGCAAGAUAAGUUUCCAGAGUGAACGAUUAUAGAGAUAAUUUUCAGUGAAUUAUUCCGAAAAAAUAAAAUGAGUGAAGUAAGCCCGAACAUCAACGCAGAAAAAUCGAAUCUGAAGACCGUUGAAACCAACCAUCUUUCUCAAGAUGACGUUGGCCAACAAAAGGGUGCGCGCGCUGCGACGCUCGCCGACGACACCGCGAAGGUGGCCGAUGCAGAUAUUCCCACCAAAAAGCGGAAAACACGACGCGGGAAAUCCAAAAGAAAGCAACCUUAUUUGAAAUACGGUCGGAAGUACAACAAAAUGGGCAAAACUAAGAUGUACAAACCUGAAGCGCCUCAUAAUGACAACCAGUUUCUUUUAGAAGACCAUUUUAUGAUAGAAGAUUUGGAUGAACGAUUAAAAUGUGAAGAGGCAGCAUCAACUUCAACUUUAACUAGAACAAGAGAUUCUAGUUUUAGUGUCGAUUCUUGUGAUGAAUUUUACUCCUCUCCUGAUGAUGAAGAGCAGUUUUUACUAAAGGAUUUUGAUGAUCAAUAUGAAAGAGUACAAACAGAAAAAUUGUUCACAAUGUCAAAACAGGAGCUGGUACAAGAAUAUCUUGCAUUAGACAACCGCUACCAAGAAUUGAUUGCACAGAAGCCAAAAGAAAAACAGUUAGAGGAGACUAUUACAAAAUUACAAAAAGAAUUGGAAAAAUGUAGGUCAGAAAAGGAAAACUUGCAAGAUGAGAAUGAGGUACUAAAAAGCAAAUUGGAACAGAACAGAACAUGCAAGUCUGAUUCUGAAGAUUCUGAAACUGAUUCAAGUGAUUCAUGUAGUACUUCAUCAUCCCAUAGCAGCAGUAGUUGUUCUAGUCAAGCAGCGAGUCCAAAACUAAUAAAUGCAACUUUGAAUAUUCGAAAAAGUAAUGGUCAUGGAUCUCCUUCUCCUUCCAGCCUAGGGCCUGUGUCAACUUGAAAUCUCUCAUGUGAAAAACAAAAAUAACAUAUUCAUUAAAUACAGCUUUAAAUUUUUUAUAUUCAUAUUCUUGUAUAUUGUAAGUUUUAGUAUACAAUUUUUGUGAUGUUUAUAUGUUUAUAAGUCUGUAAUUUUCUUUUUCCUGGGAUUUUCAAAGUUUCAUUAGCUUUUAAUGUUUUUUUGCGAUUCUUCAGUUCCAUUAUAACAAAUUUAUAUUACCAUACUUUUUCGUAUCAUGUGGUAUUGUAGAUACAAGUAUUUAUUUGAGUCAUGCUAUCAAUUUUUUGUGUGUUAUUUAAGAUAGGAGUUUCCAAUCUAGACAGAUUGACAUCUAAGAAAAUUUUGUAUAAAAAAAUGUAAAUACAUUUUUUAUCAUAGUUAAACCAUGAUUAAAUUUUUGCAGGUUCUUGUUUUUAUUAAUU
Cylas formicarius (sweet potato weevil) is the source of this 1466-nucleotide messenger RNA. RefSeq names its product protein HEXIM1 (gene Hexim). The record is from RefSeq and is a predicted model, not a curated record. The coding region runs from base 154 to 1044 and encodes 296 amino acids. The transcript has a single exon. Gene Ontology annotation, molecular function: 7SK snRNA binding; cyclin-dependent protein serine/threonine kinase inhibitor activity. Gene Ontology annotation, cellular component: cytoplasm; nucleoplasm; nucleus. Gene Ontology annotation, biological process: negative regulation of transcription by RNA polymerase II; negative regulation of cyclin-dependent protein serine/threonine kinase activity. NCBI's taxonomy places the organism in Eukaryota, Metazoa, Arthropoda, Insecta, Coleoptera, Brentidae.